This is a messenger RNA of Spirometra erinaceieuropaei, 17806 nucleotides long. The record is from the annotation of a GenBank genome assembly. Lineage: Eukaryota; Metazoa; Platyhelminthes; Cestoda; Diphyllobothriidea; Diphyllobothriidae.
AUGAGAAUAACUCGCUAUCUUUGGAUUAGUAACUUGCCGUCAAGCGCUUCAGAGGAAGAUAUACGAAAUGCGCUGAACAGGUAGCCGUUGUCCUGCAACCUGUUUCGCGCGUAUACUCUCAUUUGUUUGCGUUGGGAAUUUAUUUUUUUCCGGAUUUAAACGACUCCAAUCGGAAUUAUAUUUUGAAAUUUUAGCCACGGAAAAAUUCAGAACGUACGGAUACAUGACGCUGGCCAGACUCGCGGCGCAGUUGUCGCCUUUUUGGAUACUAAAUCUGCGACGAAGGCUAUAGAGAGUUCGGUCAGGAUAAACAAAACCGUCCUCCGUCUUCAGUACUGCGAGUCUUCCGGAGUACCGUGCUGUAGUUCAAAUACUCCGAAAGCUGCAAGCCUUCAAAAGCCUGCUCAACGGUACACUCAUUUUAAAAACCCUCAUUUGUAUCCUCGACCUAGAUCGUCAUCACUUUCGGACUCUAAGAGCAUUGGUGGAGAAGACAUAGAUACGGAUAGUUCGUCGUCAAGUCCGUAUAGUUCACGAAGCUCCUCUCCGCAAUGUGGCUAUUCGAAGAAAAAUCAGUCGUGAGAUUUUGAACUUUUGUCUCUAUCGAUAUUCAGGUACUCCCCGGCGAAGCGAGAGCAUCGCAAGGCCAGCAUGGAUUCUAAACGACAUUCACGCCGAGAGUCACGUACUUCGCGUUCGAGUAACCUUCGUGGAUUACGAAUCACACAGUUGCCUCUGCGAUCUUCGGAUACGAAUCUUCGCGAGGGUCUUUUCCACGAAUACAAAAAACACGGGAAGAUUACCUCAAUUGUAGUUAAGGGCUCUGGUCCGAGUCGAUCUGCUCACAUUACGUUUAAACUAGCCGAAGACGCCGAAAAAGCCUAUGAACAUUCAAAAGGCAAGGUGUUUUUCGGAGUUGCUGUGCGAUCUGAACUGGUGGACGGUCUAGGUAAGACGGAGGUUAACUAAUGGUCGUAUUCUUUAGAUUUGGAAGAUCCAGAUCUAUGUCCACCAGAACACGCGAUGGAUGAAUAUCACCCAAAAGCCACGAAAACUCUUUUUGUCGGUAAUCUAUGUUCGGCAUCCGUCACUCAGGAGGACCUCCGGAGAGUGUUUCAGAUCUACGGAGACAUAAUUGUAAUUCUUGGUUUUGCUAACUGAUCUUGCCUCUAGGAGAUCGAUAUAAAAACACAAACAAACCAGCCGGGGACAUCUUACGCAUUUGUUCAAUACUGUGAUAUCAAAAGUGUCGUCAGAGCCUUAUGCGAUCAGGAGAAUGUGCGAAUCUCAGGGAAACAAGUUAAACUAGGCUUUGGGAAGAGUCAGCCCUCCAAUGUUGUGUGGCUGGACAACCUAUCUGUCAGUAUGACCGAAGCGUUUCUGGUCCGUCAGUUUGGCCGAUAUGGUCGUCUGAACCAUGUCGUCCUCGACAGAAAACUACUUCGUGCACUUCUCUACUUUGAUACAAUUGAGGCUGCACAACGAGCUUUAAACGAGACGCGGAACCGGACGUUUAUAGGCAAGAAGGUUCAAAUCGACUACGCGACCUACGAGUGCCAGGUGGCCUUCAUGCGGAAAAUGGCCAAGGGUGGCGGAUUAAACAGCUUCUAUGGAAACUACAGGUAACUUUUGAGAGCUUUUCGUUUCAUCUUCCUAGGGAGAAGAUCCAGGAAAUCCUUGCUGCCUGUUGGCCCACUUACGGAAAUGUCUUUCAAAUUAUGGAAGAUGGCCGAAGGUUGGUUCUUGUAACAUCUGUUUUUAUCUAGGAAUUUUCAUCCUAUUGUAUUUUUACUCUAUUCCAUACGUAUUAUAGCAUAAGCACGUCUUAUUCUCAGAUCAGUAGUGGUGCUUCGGGGGAGGGGGUUAUGCUGUCCUGGAACAAUCCAACGUACUGUGACCGCUUUUAGAGUAGUUUGCCCACAAAUCUGCAGAAGUACGACGAUGCCACUGAGCUACUUUCAUAGUACUAACUUUCACGUCUGAUUCAGAUGCUGCGCAAUUAACCCUGCUUUGACUCGUUCUGUUUUGCCGAGCAACAAAAAUCCGACUUAUUCGAAGAAACUUCUAUUCUCAUUUUUCCUUUUAGUUGUGCCGGAUCAAAUACGAGACGCCUGAAGGAGUCCAUUUCAUCAGUGAAUAUAUCGGAUGGUUCUUUGUUGACCUCACGAUCAAGGUUUUCUAAUUCACGGUCUCGUCAUUCAAAUUCGCGAUCUGGCUCUACAGGCAAGGGAAGUAUCUGCAGUUCGCGGAACUCUCCUACGCGUGACAUUACUAACGGUUCCAGCUCUUCUGGCCGUGGGCACCUUUUACCGAAUCCUGGAUUGUCCACCUCGGUUCACUACAAACAGUCGGUCUCAAAUCUACCGUCGGCCGAACCUCUCGGGUUUGACCGUCGGCAGGCUUCUCGUAUCAAUUCAUCUAGUCGUUUCAAUGAAUUUUCCCGUUCAGGUCGCAAGAACCGAAUGUCACAAGGUCGUAAAUCAAAUACCACUUAUCCUAGCGACUACUCUCGCACGAAUGGAUCUUAUCAACCUCCCAGCCUGACGGAUUAUGUCAGUGUAGACUCAAGCCCCACAGGACCUUAUCCCCCGCGUUCGAGAUCCAGGCGGAAGUAUUGUGUGACCUCCUCCUGUAGUGAAUCUUCCCCUGAAAGAAACGGUCAGCUUGAGAACUGGUCAUCCUCAAAACGUCGUUCAUCUUUACAUCUAGCGGAAUCUGACGGAACUCACGCUACUGCCAAACGGCAUGAUGAAAUGCAGCGUAAAGAGGCCGCCUCUCAGCGCUCACAGCGAUCGUUAGCCAGGCAAGAGAAGCAGCGUCGCACGACGAACUCCGGCAGUUGCACACCAAAUCCUCCAGAUCAACCCUCCUCAGGUGAUGGCAACUCUAAAGGUAGUCGGGCCCUGUCUGAUACUCCCGAACACCAGUCCCAUACGGGACCACCCCCACAGCUCGCCGUCGAUGUGACGCCGGCACCUGAAGGGGCAUCCAGUUUGGGUGGAAGCGUCGGCCGGCCUCUGGAUCCUUCCGUGUCCAACAAGCAGUUUGUUACAAAAGUGCCUCUUUUAGAAAGGCCUUCCUUAUCAACCGAAUCAAAACCUGUCAAAGAAAUGGAGACGCCAGCUCUUCCAAGCCGUGCUAAUCAAUGUUCAUUCAAGACGACUCCUUCGUGCCUUGCAAACUUUGAGGCGCUAACUGAACUUGAACGUGAACGAGCUGAACUCCUACGCCAGUUGUCCCUACUAAAAACUGGCUCCAUCGGCAGUCAACCGUCGGAUUCAGUCUCUCAAACGUUUUCCAACUCAGUGAUCAGUUCUAAGUAAGUCAUCCUCAAUGUCUACUACGCUGUUUCUUUCCGCCAAACUGACCUCUUUCCGGAGCCUCUGACGACCUUAUGGACGCCCAUGUUCGUUUGUUUGUAGCAGCGACGAAUAAUGUCAUUAGUAAUGACAGUCGGCUCGCCAGACUCUUGACCGAUCUGACUGAUUCUAAACUCUCCUUUAAUUGAGGGGGAGUUUGUUGGAUACAGACACCAUAAACUGCUCUCAGUUCUCGACUUUGUAAUGUAGGUUGUUUCCUGGCUUUGGCCGCCUUUUUUUCGCAAAGAAGGAUAGUAACCUGGUCGGCUAGAGAACAUAAUCACGUUCAAUUAAGUUUUAGUGCCGGACCGUUACUGGUGACGAUGCAACAUUUCUGGGCUUUCGGCGGGGUACGCGAGUAGCUGCGUCUCAUCUUCUGAAACUCGUUCCACUUAAUGACUAGUUUAAUCAACCUGACAACUUUCUAUGACAACAAAGCAGCAUCCAGUGGAACGAUGUGAAUUCCUUGUAGCCGUUAGCAGACUUCUAGUUGACUGUGGCGAAAGACGCUGUGCAAAACGGCAGUCAUCGCUCCUGUAGGUUCAGUUUUUGAAAGUUGCGACUUCCACGUGGAGGGCUGUUAUUUGUACUAGAAAGUUGUAUGUCAUUCGCGUCACGAAUUAUUUACCUUUUUGAACUCCUGCUGUGUCGCAUUGAAUGAUAAAGCCAGACAGUAAUUCCAUUAUUGUGCAGGACUGCGAGUACUUUUGUCCGGCAAGGGGUUGUGAACUAGACUUGUGUCCCUGUUAUCCAGUCUGAAUGGCCUCUACGCUUUUGUCGUUCCAUACAGAUAUCAAAAAGGGUAGAUAGUCGCGCUUGUUUGAAUAAACCACCGACCGACAAUUCCGGUGCUAAAGCUAAUAUCUCGGGGAAUUGUUUUGUUUCAGAAGCUAGAUGUAGACAGUCGCCUCACGGUAGCAAUAAGCCUCUCCCACAGUGUUACGAAAAUGCACUUUUCCGGUCUGGGUUUAGGUUACGCGGCCUUUGGAUCAGAAAUAUUUUGGGCUACCCGACCACUGCCUUAGUAGCAAGGAAAUAUCAACAUGAUGCGUUAUGGUGAAAAUGUCGACAGCAGUAUGUAGUGCAGUACGUUCAAUGCAGGUAUUGUUUCUGCGGUGAUUGCAUUUUACUAGACCAUCGUAAUUAAACUGUAACAAUUCUCGAAUCAUACCGAAUAUGCGUACUUAGGAUGGCAGGAUAUCACCCGACUGGUGCCGAUCCUGAAUUAGCUGUCCGUGUCUGCUUUUGAAUCAGAUGUCUCUGCGUACCAAUGGCGAUCAAUGCUCCACGGCGUCCUAUCCACUGACUCGGAAAUGGCUGGCUGGAACUCGACUGAGGUCGAGUGAACUUAUGACGUCGCAGCUACGCUCAUGGAUGACAUCUCGAGUUUGAAUAAUUUAUUCGCUAAAGUGUUUUCUCUGACUAAAUGGGUUCGGAUUUUAUCUAUACUGAACUCUUUUGACUGCGUUUGAUCGCCCUUAUUAUAUGAGGACGUGUGUACCUUUCUGCUUUUCUACAGAGACAUUUGUUCCCUUUUAGUUCUACGGAACGUCCCAGCGACCCAUACAGUGGUCUGACAUCAACCUACAAUGGACCGACUGUUGCCUACAGUCAGCCAUGCGUAGCAGGAACCAUGGACGCGAAGGAUUCUCUUAAUGUUGACCGGCUUCCUAAGCGGGAUUUCUCCGUUUUGUACUGUUCUGCCGCUAGCGGCAGUGCUGGUCACAGCAGCAGCAGCGAUCCUGGAGAUGUUAUUUUCUCCCCCAUGGGUCAGAGUUCGGAAAUUCUGUCACCCUUGCCACAACCACCACCUAUUUCUUCCGCCUCGCGUGACCAUACUCAUGCGAAUUAUUCACACAGUGGAAAGCUCUCCAAUACAGGAUGUAGUCCUGCCAUUCAGGCCUUCGCCCCAACACCAGCCUCUCCGCCUUACGGAUCUAUAGCAUCACCACCGUCACAGUGGGAGCACGGGACAGCGUCAACCAUUGAAUCUGACCUCCCAAUGUACUCAAGGACGCGAUUGUCUUCGUUCGAUAGCGCCCUGUUUAAGAGCAACCGUGAUCCCCGUUUGUCUGCCUCAGCACAGCAACCCCAGUCUGCCUCAUGUACCUAUCGUCCCCUGUGGAUUGAAACUAGUGGUAAGGAUGGAUUGCAGCAGACCACUGGACAGACUGAAAAACCGUUACCAUCUCCCCAAAAGCCCCGCUCUUCCGUCUCUGAGACCGACAACCUGUCGCUUAGUGAUUCUGAGCAGGACUCGUUCCUUCACACAGAUGCUACGGACUCCUCAUUGGACGAACGGAUACGCCUUCUGGAUGUCAAACUGAGGCACUCAGAGAAGUUGAGGCCAACUGUAGAUUACAGCAAAUUUAGGCUCAGGCGUAAGAGUGGUGUCUUUGCUACACACGGCGCCUCUGUGGAUUCUGUAGGACCUGAUAAGCAUAUGCCUUCCCCUCUCCUCUCUCCCCCCAGCCCCUUCCACAAAGUUUCUUCAUCUAUUCCCCCAUUCGUGCAGUCAACAUCUCCCAUAUCGACUUCUGGUGGCCUGAGUAACCGUCCUGCAGACACUUCGGAGUUUGUCAAGAGUAUGCUCUCAAGCAAGCCUCCCGCCUCAACCUCCCAUUCUGAGUUUUCCGUACCCCCAAGCGGUAGUUUCCAACUGAGUAGCAAUGAACUCCCCGCCGUUAGCACCAGGUCCAUUGAGACUGAGAGGCCUGCGUUUUCAGCCCCUACUACUGUUUCUCAGGAUCCCGUUUUGUCACAUGCCACUACGCAGCCCAAUGUCUCCACGGCCUCUCCUCUACCGCCUCGGUCCUCGGAAAAUUCUUACAUUCCGACUCCUCCUAAGACAUGUGUCUCUACUUCGGCACAAAGUGUGAGUUCUGUUUCCACAGCUGCAUCAGAGACACCGUCAUCCGUUGCCACACCACUUCGGACGGUUCUCAAGCCCGUCACAGUAAAUCCUUUGGUUAAAGCUAAACCAACUCCUAAAAAGGAGGUCCCCACUGCUGUUGCUGCAAAGGUACAAUCUAAUUCUAAGGAGGCGCAUGGCCUGCACUUAAAGGACUUCUUUACGCCCCAAGCCACACAGCUCAUCCAAACCAAUAAGAAGGCUGACAAGAAAUUAUGUUCAGGCCAGUCUUCUGGUGAGACAAAACCUAAGGAACGCGGUCCUAUGGCAUCCCAGGUUGUGAGCAGGGAUGUCGGCUCGCUAUUUAUGGAAAUAGGCUCGAAGCGAAAGUUAUCUACCACCACGUUUACCCAUCCACCAAAAUCGCCAAAACUUGCUUCCCUUAAACCAAAGCCAAAGGAGCUGAGCGAUAAGGUGGGCGUAGCAAAUGCGUCUGACAAAAAGGAGAUCACCAUUCCGCCUGACUCGCGGCCAGUCGAACGUCCGGCGGUCCCCCCUUUGAAACAGAAGGUUAAGGUGACUCCUGCCCUCUCGAAGAUCACGAAAAAAGCAAGUCAAAUGACUCCGGAUGCCUUGGGUGACGCUGGAGAAAUGUCUCGGAAGCUCUCUGAGAAAGAUAACGCACCAGGACGUAAGGAUUCAUCUUUCCUGUCCUCUGUCUCUGCCUCUAGAUCCAAGCAUUCUGAAUCACAGACCGCUGCCCACACGUCGAACGCCCAAACACACCUCAAAGGUGAUUCCGUCAAGAGGCGUCGCCUCAAGAAAAAGAAAGAUAGUGAUGAGGAAGAUUGGAAACCGCUGAAUUCCUCCACAUCCAACAAAGAUUCCUCCGCCUUUUAUUUUGAAGAAUUCGGAGCUGAUGGUCAGUACGAAUCCAUGUAUGACAAAAUCAAGCGCCGAGCCAAUAAAGACAUCGUGGAUGGAAACUCGGGAACACGGUCUAAGCCCGAAGCGUUGAAGUCAUUUCUAAAAAGUCGAAAGAAGGCUGCUAGGUCGAGAGAAAAGUUUGGUCUCGACUCAGGUCGUGACUCGGACACCGACGAAUGCCUUAGUGAGGACGUGGGGUCGCCGGCUUCGCAAGAUUCAUCUGUGCAGAUCCAACCCUGUGGUUCCGAAUCCGUCUCAAAGACACACAAGAGAACCUGUUUGAUCUCGAAGACGCGGGAACACGAUCCUCAGCAGGUCGACGGGGAGUCGUCUAGCAUCAAGUCCACAAAGGUCUCGGGCAAAAAAUCCAGGCUGAAACGCCCUCUCUCACCCGAAGUCGGCUCCUCUAAGCGACCGUCUGACAUGGAAGCUUCUACCGAGACGCCUAAACUGGGACACAAAGUUGGGAAACUCAAACGUUCUACGAAUUCACAAAAGAUGACCAAAGACUCGAGGAUGUCGGAACUCAUUCCGAAAAAAGCCAAACCGGCGCGUGAUCGGAAAUCGACCAGCAUAUCUAGUAACAAAAGAUCUAGGAAUGCGCCCGCAUUGAAGCGUCAUGUGCGUCAGGUUUUCGCCUCCUCAGAUUCUGACACAUCUAGUUCCCAGUCCAAACCUGGCGGUGGUCUUAAGCGCGCACACACGAAGAACUUGAGCGUUUCCACGACUCCCUCAUCUUCCCCACAUAUCAGUCGUUCUUGCAGCCCUAACGAGGUGGCCUUUACGCCCUCCUCCCCGGUCGGGAAUAUACCUUCCAAGGGAUAUCAAACACCACCAGCCAAUAAGGAACUUGGCGAGCAAAAGCCAGACAGUCGUCUUACACCGGAACCAUUUGCUACCAAGAAAGUGUCUGAUGAAGAACCUCCUGUGCAGAUGACAGAUGCCAGCGACGAAAUACCUCAGUUAGAAAAACAAACUGAGGACGACAUGGAGCCUGUGCGCGGGUCAACGCUUCCGCCCGAGGAUAUCGACUACUGUCAGAGUUCAGAAUUGACUGCAGAUUCAGCCCAAACUGAGCCCUUGUUAGAUCUAGUCGGUGAACAGGCCCCCGCUUGUAAUUCCUCUUCUGAAGGUCACCGGGCUACCACCAACGUGGCGGUUUUCGAAAAUUUGGUCGAUUCGCCCGACGUUUGUUCGGCCAGUGUCAAUGACAAAGCGGAGUCUUUACUACAGACUGCUAGUCAUCUAAGUGUCUCGACUACUGACAUCCCCAACGCAAAUUCGCCUCCGGAAGAGCCACCCGCAUUGUUCUCGACUGCUGAAACCAGCGCUGACCCUGGUGAGGAGGUUUCUGGCCUGGACAUACUUUCUAAUGCUGCCACUCAAUCACUCCUGUCAGAGAGAAUCUUCCCACCUAAGCGAGAUCAGGCGUUGCCAGCUAACUCUGAACCCCUAACACCCAGGUCGUUGCAAUUUCUGGCGCCCGUGGGUCAGACCGUAUCAGUCGUUGCCGCCACAGCUGCUGCUGUUCCUUCAGGUGCGCCGCUAGUUCAGGCUCACCCGGUGCUUGCGUCUGCCCAGUCACCAGGAACUCCUGUGCAACAGCAUAUCGCCCUGUUAUUAAAUCCCAGCUCACAAACGUUCUCCCCCAUCACUGCAUCGAAAUUUAAUCCGGCGUGUGAUGCCUCAACGACGGCCCUGAACAAACCUACCUUUGUUCUGGCGGCUGCCCCACUCUCCUCAAGGGAUGUCACUCUUGCGCCAGCUACAAUGACCGCAACCCUUUCGUUUGUCGGACCUGUUAGUAUUUGUCAAGGCGUAGACAAGUUAAUUGCCGGCCGACCCAUCUCGGAGUUGCCAACCGUCUCAAGUGGGGCAUCGGAUACUAUAUCGUCUUCUGUUCAAUGCGUCUCCUCCUCUGGCCAACCCAUGACUGUCACCUCCGUCGCACCAUCGCUGGAACCCGUGUCUUUGUGUCAAGUCACCGAAAAUUCAGAUCGAUCGUCCUACACCUCCUAUGUUCAGCGUGUCAUCGAGCGCGUCAAACAAGAAAAAGACGAGGAGAGUAUGCAUAGUCGCGAGAAAGUGAAGCGCACUAAGAAAUCCGUCCAAAAGGCCACCACCCUUAUUUGCUCUGGGGCCUCCACCGGCAUCCUCUCCCCUAAUUCAUCUGUACUGAGUUCGGUCUCGCGCUUGAACGCCAGUGAACCUUUGCCCUCACCAACGCAUCCUACAGUGAACUGUGCAUCGCCUCUACAGUACAGUCAAAUUCCUCCUUUGGUUGCUAAGGACGUAAACUGUGGUUCUGCCACGGAGCACAGCUAUGGGAGAAGAACUCGGCGGCUGUCUCAGGCCUCAUCCGUCUCUAGUGAAACGAAAGAACUGACGAAGACGGAUCCCUAUGAGCCUAAUUUUGACGAGGAUUUCUGCCAACCUACUAACCAGAACUCAACUCGCAUGUCUGCCAGCAACUUAGGGUCUCGUAGCUUUGUCGCAGAUAUACACCCACCAAGCCCCAGCGAUCCGCUGCAUGUGGGCCCUACGAGGGACAGCGUGGACGAGGUAAUCGAUUCCGUUGUGCAGGGUGAAUUCUCUCACGAGGAAUAUGUACAAAAAGUCCUAAGUGGCACGCUCGCUCCCAGCGUCCCUGCGUUGACUGCCGAUGGCCGAUGUCAACCGAGAUCCAGGGCAAAUGCCUCCUCUAAGGCCUCCUCGACCGGCACCUCUCGGAAAUCAGGCGUCUCCCCGGCCUGCAGUAUCCAGCCAUCGUCUUUGGUGGAUGAUAGGCAACAUCAACAACAACAGCAGCGAUCGCUCUCGCCGAUGGCCAGUCCAAAUACAGGGGUAAAUCCAUUUGUCAUUAUCGUCUACCGAAUUUCUAUUGGUUACAUCAUUUUUGGCUUGGUUUUCGCCGUACCACAUGCUUGCUGGUGUUUCAGUCUGAUGUCUGCAAUAGGGCGUUGAGGCAUGUUUAGGAAUAUGCUUGUACUCAAUAUGGCUGUGCUGAUUGCUGAUCUGAUUGGCUUCCAGUGUCCUCUCUUGGGUUUCCGCAUGUGCAACGAUUCGAGCCGGGAAAUCAGGCAAGCCCGUUAUUGUCAGACAGAAGUUUGAAGGCCAUGCUAAGACCCCCCGCAAGCCUUAUCGAUUCGAAAUUCGAACUCAUCGCCCGUGAGUGGUCCCCUACCCUCCCAGUAGGACUGCUACACCGGAUUGCCAAUUAUAAUAUGCAGAGCGCAUAAACUGAAUGGUGGAUUUUGCCCCAACAAAUUGGGCCGUUUCCUUUAGAUAAACCGAGAUGUCAUCGCGAUGGAAUGUCACUUGUUUCGUUUGAAACCAGCUCUCUCUGCCUUAUGUAGAGGACGGUUCUUCAACACUCGACUAUACUUAAGGUUUUGCAUCGUUUAUGAGUAAACCUGCUGUUUUAGCAGCCUCGUUCGCCAAAAAUAUCUCAUCACAUUUAGCGUGUCGCUUUAUUUCUAUUAGGAUAGACAACCACGGUGGACAUGCAUGUUUAUUUAACCCCUGGAGUCACGUCUGUAGUGUUGUCAGCCAGACAGAACCCCUAUUGUGAAAUUAGUCCCAUCAUUUCGACAUCAACACUGCACCGUGAGUACCUUCCCGGUUACACUAGUGGUUAUUGAGGUUAUAACACCCAUCCAUUGAGGUAGAUGUUUGAGUGCAUUCUUCACAAUUACGCUUCCAAAAUGGAAACCUAGCUUGCCUCUAACUCUUGACUCGAUUGUGUUUAUUUUCCUCAAUACUGUCGGCACGGCUUGAAGAUCAGGCGUCCGCUCAGGACGUAUAGUAGAGCAUCCUUAUGCGUCCCUUGUAACCCUUUUCCCCUCACUGACUAGACAAGCUGGUACCUUUGUGGUGUGUCGCAUGAACUCUAGGAGUCCAUGUAGUCCCUAACUUGGGUUGAAAUCCGUUGCUCAGCCUCGCUUUUUAAGCUACGCUGAUCUCCAGUCAUUGUGGCGGUCAAGAGUGGUAUGCAAACUUUAACCACGCACGCACGCAAGUCCAUUUCGUCCAAUGUCAGAAGCCAAUGAACCGAGAGCCCAUUUAGUCUAUGCACAGGGCAGGUUGUCGUGAGCUGGCAGUUUGCCUGUGUGUCAGAGCAAUGCGCGCGCGUAAGUGACGGCGUUGUUUGCGCGAGUUUGACAUGUCCGCGCCAGCUUGAGCAAGUGAUUAGCUGGGUGUAGGGCAUGUGGUUGGUUGGUCCAAGGACCAAGUCUGGGGGUGCAGGAUCACAAGCCACGCCGCCCGACCCGCGUGAUAUGGCGCCAGUUUGUGCGCGCAGCUGGACAAGAGUUACCUGAACUCAAGCCUGAAUAGUGACCGCACUUUAGCACUUUAGUUAAGCACAUUUGUUACAGCUGUCAGCUGACAAAUAGGAGCUAGAAAAGGGGAGAAAGGAGCGACUGCGGCAUCAUCACUCCUGUUCUAUCGAAGCCCUGUUCUUUCUCGUGUUUUUACGUACAAUUGUAAGAUUCACUGUUAGUUAUUUGGGGGAUAUAUGCUCUCUGGGACAAAGAAACAUGAUUUUAAGCUCAACUUAAGCGUUUCUUUUUUACUCAUUCCUCUGGGUUUCUGUACCUUUCCGGGUCCAGCAGGACAGCACGCGACCGCCAAGCGUGUCGACUACAGGAGGACAGACCUCGGCACCGGCUGGCAUACUGAGUCCUCUUCGUGUCCUUACCCUGGUUGCUAACACUCCCACCGCCGCGACCGUAAACAUUGCCCCAAAGAAGGAUCAGUACCAGCAGCCGUCACAGGCCUCCCCGAGGCUAGUAACCCCCGUCGUUAGUGUCACUGCCGAGCAGAAGCCUCCCCCCACCGCCGCUGCAGCCGCCGCUGCCACCCUUCUUCUCAAUCCGGCUCUCUCCUCGAGCCAGCUGGCGGCUGCGGCUUCAAUGGAGCCCGCCUCCUAUGCCUCCUCAUUUGCCGCCCAACUUGCAAACAGCUACCUCUCACUUUUGAACCAACAACAACAACAGCAGCAGCAACAACACUGUCAGCAGGCCGCUAUUUCGCCCCUCCACCGCAGGGGAGACACCGGCAGUGGUGGUGAUUUGACCGGCGGCGGCGUCGCUAAGGGCCUGGCCGCCGCUGCUGCUGCUGCGGCGGCAGCUUCCCUUCCCGCUCGCGAUGUGCUGGAUCGCUCGCCGCACGAAGCAGCGGAGUACUUUGCAGCGGCAGCCACAAUGGCCGCCAUGGCUGUAAUGCAGCCGGGCCUUGGCGGGGCGGCCGCCUCCCCCCGCAGCGAUGGAGCGAUGCGCCAUGUCAUCUCCUCCCCAACCACCAACUUCGCCACAGUAAUUUCUAGCACACCUCCCCCCUCCACCCUCCUGCCGGACACGUCUCGACUACGUUGGCCGACAUCCCAGCUGCCCGAAGAUGUAAGUCGUCGAAAUUGUUAGUGUCUUAAUAUGAUAUGUAGGACUGCUUGACUUUUCCCGGUUAGGAGACAUUUUUCUGGCUUUAAUUCCCACUCAUUUUGCUCUGUUUAUUGAUCGGUUGUUCCUCUGUAUACAACCUAUCGGUCCUGAUUUCCACUUUCGUAACAUGUGUUCGAAUCUCAGGUUAUCCAGACCCGAAAUUGGCUAUGGUUGACUGACAACGGCUAACAAGCCAGAAACUGCCACUCCAGUCUUCCUUGUCUCCUUCGGUAUUCCAUCCAGUUACCUGUCUUUUUACAAUCAGUGCCUAGCUAAUCUUUACGUCUCUAGAAGCUAUACUGAUUUUGCAUUAACUGUCUCCUACCUCGGAUUAAAUGACUUCUCACCUAGAAUUUCCCUCACCAUUGUUGGAUGUGAUUAUUCAGUCACCUACGUCCUCGGCACAUGAUUUCCUUUUCCCUUGGAAAUGGACCAGUUCGAAAUUCGACAACGAUAGGGUGUAGGGCUCCCAACAAACUUGACCUAGCCUGUGGACCGCGUCAUAAGUUGAAUGGUGGUAGAGGGGGUUUUAAGGUUGGGCAACACACAAAAUGGAAAGCAAGAAGACAUAGAAAAUGGAUAAAUUUCUGCCGAAGGUCCUAUCGUACGUUGUCAUUUGGCAAGGAAAAUGAGCGCGACAAUUAAAAAAUAAACAAAAAGCAAUUUUCGAAAAAUGACGGACUUUGAGUAAGGCAUCGCUGGUAAGUUUACACUCAUUCAGGAAGGAAAGGAAAUUUCAAACUAAGGAAACGGUGAAUAAUAAGUGAUGUUUACAGUCACUGAAUUUUAGGCUGUAUUUUUGUAUUUAACAUCUAUUUGUGGGCCCUACACCCUAUCGUUCUCGAAAAUUCUUUAUGUAAAUUCUAAUCACUGAGACCUGUUCGCUAAGUAAAUACCAGUCGUUUGCCCCUAUGACGAUUUUUUGUCAACAUUGGUUUUUCCUUACAGAAAUUCCCCCUUCAGUGGAGCGGCUUCAUGGCCCUGAAGAAUGACAAGGUCUACGUCCAGAUGCAUUACCUCUCCGGGAAUCGUGAUCUUAUUCGCACUUGUAUGAGUGUUAUUGCGGACCGUCUACAGUCGGUUGAGGACUCCUUACAUCCCGAUGGAAUUCACUCCAUUCCCAUCCUUCGAAUCACACAGCGGAUGCGUCUAGAAAAUCCCCAGCUUGAAGCUGUCCAGGCGAAGCUGCGUGAACCGAACAGCUUUUGUAUGUGUCUUGCGUUGGCUGGGACCCCUGUUAGCUCUGAAUUCAUGACAGAAGAACUGACGCGGAAUAAUGUCAUUCUACAGGAGAACUUUAUUAUGUAUAUGCAGGAGAAAGUCGCUGCGGGUAUCAUAAGCUGUCCGCCAUCACAGGAGGUGCGUUCAUUCUCUCUCACGAUUAAUUGUCGUCAUCUUUUGUGCUUAUAGUCCACAAGUUAGGUGGAACUACAUAUCCUUUUGGACGAGACACCCUACCGGGACUUAACUUGUUUGUCCUGAGACCUUGCUAACCCCAUAGUUUGAGCUUUGCAGAGACGUUAGUGGCGAAACUUGUUAUUUCUACUCUGGAUCGAUGCAGGGAGCGAUUCCGGACUCCGUACUUCCCUCCGAAAUCGCUAAACAGACUAGGACUAGUACUUGAGGCGGAACCGUAGUAGACUCAGCUUGGAUUUUUAUUUAAACUCCCAACCUUAGAAGAAUACCGGCGUGAUGUUCAUACUUGCCAAAUUCAGUUCUUUUUUACCAUACUCUUUCACUAACGCUUUUUGCCGACGUUUCUGUUGCUGCUGUGUGCAGCAGGCCCGAACCGCGUGACCCAUCCAUGGGCUCUCAGCAUUCUGCCCCGGGUUUUGAAACCAAAUUUCUUAUAACCAGAACCCGUUGCAGUUCUGCUCCGAAAGCUUACUUCACAAGUAGUUGCCUUUGGGGCGAGUGCAUUUUACGACGCAAUUUUGUGCGUCGUAUUUAAUUGUGCCUGUGGAUAAACUACUGAUGCGUCUAUUGUUCUCGAGUUCGCUAAAGUUCGUUCCCUUUAUGCGUUAACAGUGCGGCAAAUGAGCUUCAUUCUUUGUUUAGUAGACAGUUGCGAUCACCGGCUUUAUCUGCAUUUGAAAGACAUCUAAUUUUAUGACUACCUUAAGUCUGGUGAUCGGACUUCAGUACCUUAGGUCAUUUGAAAAGCUUAGUCUUGCCACUCGGUGGCUUCUUUUCAAAAGCUCCGUUAACACUCGGCCCUCACAGUAGAAUUUAUUUUAUACCCAUAAUGAGGAACAGUUUAAAGUGACAUAUGAACGCAUUUCACACACUGGUUGUUGGCGUGCAUAACGAAGAUGUCAAGUUCUGCAACGAACUUCUUGGACCACAGACAAACUGUCAGUCCGAACCUCCGACUUCCGUCGUAUCAGACCGGCGAAACUUUGUCAAUUUCAGACGUCCAAAAAUCUACAAGGAUGUCUGGACGAAAGUGCAUUCUUUGACUUUCCAUGCCAAAAAAUCCAUUUCUUCGAUCUGGUUUAAACCGUGUGGUUUUCUGCUAGCCAUAUACGGCCUGUUUUCAGCAGUCCCCACACUCUUACUAACUGCCGAAACUUUACGAUUAAAUGCCUUUGAGCUUGAAGUAUAAGAAUUAGCAAGUUCAUUAUGAGCGGGACUGACUUAUGUGCACGUCUAAAAGGGACAUGAAAUAGGGACGUCCCGCCAAAAGGACAAAAUAUUCUCGUGUCCUAAUCCCAACAGUAAUCCUAAUAUAAAACUAAACCGUUGCCCUAGUCUUGACCCUAAACCUUAACUCUUCAGUUAACGCUAGCCCCUACCUUAACCCUAAACUUUAUCCUGACUUACUUUACCGUAAACUUUAGACCUUACCUUAGACGUAAUCCUUAACUUAACCCUAGCCCUUAGCUUAAACAUAACCUUAAUUUUAUUGGAAACUGGCUCAAAGCCACCCGUGUUGCAGGCGGCUCCUGUCCUCAUGUCCUGUUUAGACGCCCGCAUAAGUAAAUCCUACAUCAUCCUGUAGCCACAAAAGGUUAAAUAUUCAACCUGGAGACUCACGAUGUUCCCUUCAAAAACGUCUUCUGCAAGGUAAUGUUCGAGAUCUUGUAAAGUUUUCAUUUACGCCCAGCUCAUCACUUGUUUAUACUAGUCGCGUAAGCAUUGAGGACCAAUCUACCUCUUACUUGAUAGCCUUUGCUGAUAGGUUGAACUAAGCAAAUUGUCUGCUACGUCACACUUCCUUGGUUGUUUUGCUUUUCCGCAUUUCUAAAAAUGCUCCGUACUACAGUUUUUGAAUCUCGUUACUUACCAAGCCUAUACGGGUUGUGUAAAUGUAAGUUGGUCGAACUGAGGGCCAGCAUUCAUCGUUUGCGAAAUACAUCAUGGAGUCAUUUUUACGGAAUUUCCUACACUCACCUCAGCUGCAAUCUCUGAAUCGAAGCAUCAGUCGUCAGUUAAUGACAAGUUGUGACAUGAACAUGCCCUGCCUGGCUGUCCUUAGUUUAUUUUGCCUUUGAGUAAAAGUAGAACAAGGAGAACGCCCCUGAACACUUGGUAAACACAUGUCGUCGUGGGUGGAAGGUGCGGAGUGUUGACCGAGACGACAGCUGCGCAAACCCAUUUGCCCAUCAUGCAUUUUGGAUGGGACUCAUCAGCCAUACAUGUCGUGUACGUCUCUAGCCAUCGCUCAUAGAGGGUUGGGAAGACGUAAGCGGCUUCCCGUCGUCCAGCCAAGGCAUGACCAGCAUUUUCGUGUGUCUUUGAUGCAUUAAGUAGUAGAUGCUUGUCUGCCUGGCCUCGAGGAUAUCGCGGAAUUGGGGAUUUUGAGUGCGGACGGGUCCCCAAUAGCCGCUUGGGGCACCAGCUGCGGUAGUUCUGGCAGGGUCAUUGGUAUGUGGCGUGCUGGGGCCUAUGGACGUCGGUUUAGGAGAGAAAUGUCAGUCAGAAUAAAGGAUAGUCAAGGAUGAAUAAGGUGGGUACGAGAGUACACAGGAGACGGUUGGGAAGGAGACGCGAUCACGGAAACAAGAAUUUUGUUUGUUUGACGUUUCUGAUUCAAACUCGAAUCCAUCAUCAGGGACUGAAUAAUUUAAGUGUCUUCCAGGAAGUGGGUGCCUCAAAUGACCGAUUGGAAGGGGGCUCGGUUCUUCAUCAGGCCACAGAUUUUGUCGGUUUUCAACACUGUUUCACGUCUUGUGACGUCAUACAGUUAGUGUCCUAAUCGUGCUCCGUCGCCGAGGAAACCCACAGGUGGACAAGGCUAGAGUGAGCCAGAGGACGAUGGGUGUGAUGUAAUCCGAAUCAGUAUUCAGUCUGCAACGCGAGAAUGAGGAAUUUUGCAUUUGCAAGACAAACAGGAAGUCACCCAUGACGCAGAUCACAAAGUCCGUUGUCCAAGAUGGUGGUAGUUCUCCUCAUGUGCGAUAUGCUGUCAGGACGGAUUGAGCAAGCGAUUUGAUCGUCUUAAAUACGAGCGUAACUGGUGAACUGGAAGAGUCGAUCGUCGGGAACAGAAAUUUAUCCAUCUGAGCUUUUGGACUAGCAAACAAAUUACCGUUCCCAGUGAUCGGCUCUCGGUAUUAACAAACAAAAUUUCUUAAAUGUCUAUUUUACCUACGAGUCGUGAUCGUAAAUGGUGAGGAAUGCUACAAUAUCCUAGAAUCCCGUUGCUUAUCCUGACUUGCUGAAAUGCACCACUGACUGUUAGGGCGGAGGAUGACGCCGGCAGACCUCAUGAUUACCUCACGUUGUAGCGUUUCGGGGUCAGUUUGUCGGAUUUGAAGCCAAUCAAAGGGUAUUUUGGAUUAUAUUUGUCGAAAAGCUGAGGGAACGACUAACCUACGCGAGCUCCACAGCCCAUAGGAGUCACUGAUCACGCCCUGGAACGUCAGCUUCUCUAAUUAUAUAAACAGGUUCUUUAUGAAUAGGACGCGUUGAGUUGGGGAGGUGUUGGCCACUGCAAAACAGUUGUAUGUAUUUUUAUCCCUGCUUGUGAGGGAGAAUAAAUUUUCCCGAUUUCAUUUGUACCUUGCAUUUUUGUUCUUUGCGCACACUCACGGCCUCUCACGCUCUCUCACCACCACCACCCCAUUUGUACCACACCGUUUGCCAUUUUUGAUUUACAGAAUCCCUUCGUGAUGCACAUAUUCCCUCCAUGCGACUUCUCUCGAACGCAGCUACAACAGGUGGCUCCGGAACUCCUGCGGCUCCUGACACAAAGUGCAAUACCCCACAUGCUUAUAGUCGUUGUGUGA